CACAUUCAGGCUCAAAGUCAACAUUGCAAUAAGACCAAACAGUGACUUGUGGUGUGAUAUCACAGCGAUCGGCCUCAGCUCUGGCAGUGCCUGACAGCCACGGACAGCUGCUCCCGCCAGACAACCAACCCGUGAAGAGCGCCCGUCGCAAUUUGAGCCUUCCUGUGAACGCUGGCAGUCCGGCUCUCCGGUCUGGAGUAAGAAGGGAAACCCACGAAACCCAACCGGCACAAGGCACCAGAACAAAAUGGCUGCCAUGACCAUAGAUCCGGCGGAGCAGCCGCGGAUGUACCAGCAGACCCUGCUUCAGGAUGGACUGUGUGACCUUUUGGAGAAUGAUAAGUUUGUGGACUGCGUCCUCAAAAUCCAGGACAAGGAGUUUCCCUGCCAUCGCCUGGUGCUGGCAGCCAGCAGCCCUUUCUUCAAGGCCAUGUUCCUGUCCGACCUGGAGGAGAGCAAAAAGAGGGAGAUCGUCCUCAAAGACGUGGAGCCUGGCGUCAUGGGGAUGAUCCUGCGCUACUUGUACACGUCCGACAUUAAUCUGACAGAGCAGAACGUCCAGGACAUAUUCAUGGUUGCGAACAUGUACCAGAUCCCGUCGAUCUUCUCUGUGUGUGUGUCCUAUCUCCAGGAGAAGCUGGUGCUGGGCAACUGCCUGGCAAUCUUCAGGCUCGGGCUGCUCCUCGAUUGCCCCCGGCUCGUUCUGACGGCCAAGGAGUUCAUCUGUGAGCGCUACCAGGUGGUCGUCAGAGACCAGGACUUUCUCCAGCUGGGCGCCAGCGAACUCGCCAUGAUCAUCACCUCAGACUCUCUGAACGUCGAAAGGGAGGAGCUGGUGUUUGAAUCCCUGAUGGAGUGGGUGAAGCAUGACGAGACCAACCGGGUCAAGGACCUUCCAGAGCUGCUGCACUGCGUCCGUUUCAGACUCAUACCUUUGGAGUACUUCAAAGACAAAGUGGAGCGCCAUCAGUUCAUCCGGUUCAGCCAGGAGCUGAAGAAGGAUCUGGAUCUGGUCAAAGAUGCUCACAGAGGCCGGCUGCCCAAACCAAAGAAACUGGAGAGCGACAGGGCGACGGGGGGAGAGGGGGGUGAGGAUGAGGAGGAGGAGGAGGAGGGAUACCUACCAGGUAUCCUCAACAACAACCCUCGCUUUGGGAUGUUUGAGACGGACCUGAUACUAAUGAUCAGCAACACAGGGACUGUGGCCUAUGAGCCGGUAGGGAACGAGUGCUUCGUGGUGUCAGAAUCCACAGAAAUCCCGAAAAACCACUGCAGCCUGGUGACGUCGCAGAACCAGGUGUUUGUCGUUGGAGGACUUCUGUACAACGAAGACAACAAAGACGAGCCGUUCAGUUCUUACUUCCUACAGUUUGACCCAGUAAGCUCAGAGUGGUUAGGGAUGCCCUCACAGCCCAACCCUCGCUGUCUGUUCGGCCUGACAGAAGCUGAAAACUCCAUAUUUGUUGUUGGAGGAAAGGAACUGAAGGAAGGAGAGCAUGUGCUGGACUCCGUCAUGAUCUAUGACAGACAGUCAUUCAAAUGGGGAGAGUCUGACCCUCUGCCCUACGUAGUGUACAGCCAUGGAACCGUGUCACACAAAGGCCUCGUCUACGUGAUUGGAGGAAAGUCUGAAAGCAAGAAAUGCAUGAGACGAGUGUGCGUCUACGACCCCACUAAGUUUGAGUGGAAGGACCUGGCUCCUCUGAGCACAGCCCGCUCUCUGUUUGGCGUCGCCGUCCACAAUGACCAAAUCUAUGUGGUGACGGGAGUGACGGACUCGGGCCUCACCAGCUCCGCGGAGGUGUACGACAUCGCCACCAACAAAUGGUCUGAGUUCACAGAGUUUCCUCAGGAUCGCAGUUCUCUCAACCUGAUCUCAAUGGGGGGCUUUCUGUACGCGGUGGGGGGUUUUGCCAUGAUGCCCAGUGAAACCAGUGAGGAACCCGUGCCAACAGAGAUGACCGACAUCUGGAGAUAUGAUGAGGUGGAGAAGAGCUGGAACGGGAUUCUGCGUGAGAUCAGCUAUGCGGAGGGAGCCACCGUCCUUCCAGUGCGUCUCAACACUCUGCGUUUCACCAAGUUGUAGCUGAAGUUCCUUUAUCAAGAGAUAAAUAUUGUUGCAUUGUAAUUAAAGGAAGUGAUUGUGAACUUAUGGCAUGAUGUUUCAGUAAGAAAGCUGUAUUUAGCUUCUGUUAAGUAGAAAAGAAGUUUCAAUUCAUAUUUCACAGCAGGGGGAGACAAAAGCAUGUUCAAAGCAAAAGUUAGAGAAAUCAAGAUAUCUAAGUUAAAGAAAUAAAAACUCCACUUUGUACUUCUAUUUUUGUUAUAUUAUUUCACGCAGCUAUUACCUGUAAUGUUGUAUUUGAAACAGAACAAAUAAAG
Salarias fasciatus (jewelled blenny) is the source of this 2382-nucleotide messenger RNA. RefSeq names its product kelch-like protein 40a. The record is from RefSeq and is a predicted model, not a curated record. Gene Ontology annotation, molecular function: protein binding. Lineage: Eukaryota; Metazoa; Chordata; Actinopteri; Blenniiformes; Blenniidae. The coding region runs from base 248 to 2086 and encodes 612 amino acids. The transcript has 7 exons.